ACACAAGAUAUGCUCCAACAAUGGAUCGUCUAAGUACAUAAGUCACAAGAACUUCCCCGAGAACAUUUCAAAUUCCAUCAAAUUAGUGAGAGAAAGAAAAGAGAAGAAGCAUUCUCAGGAUUUGGUACCUAAACAAAAAAAAUUACAACUCGCCGAUCAGCUGAAUCAACGGUCAAGAUUAACUCAGGACAUUAAUCAACGGACUAGAUUAUCUCGUGACAAAUCGGUACAUACACAGCGAGGGUUAUUUUUUAUUGCACUAUGAAGGAGACUUGAAAGACGUUGGAGGGUUUUAUCACUACCGGCGACAACUGAAGACGCUUCCAGAGAUUAUUUUCGAGACUCCAAAAAGCUCUAGGGAUUUGAUUUGGAUUCUACAUGUGUUUUGUCUGUUAUUUCAUUUCUCUGCUACUGAGUUAAUGGAAUCAUCAGGAACGGGAUGUGUGAGUUAAAGUUAUUGACGAAGAUGCAUUACAUGGGUUUGUUUAGUAAAGCUGGAAACAUAUUUAGGCAACCUAGAUCGUUGCAGGCUUCGAACGCUUUGUUACAGGGAAAUCUUUCUUUGACUCCAUCCAAACUCUUUGUUGGAGGUCUCUCACCAACCACUGAUGUAGAUCUCUUGAAAGCAGCUUUUGGCAGUUUCGGAAAAAUCGUUGAUGCUGUAGUGGUUUUGGACCGUGAAAGUGGUAUAUCUAAGGGCUUUGGUUUCGUAACAUAUGAUUCUAUUGAGGAUGCUAAUAAAGCAAUGCAAUCUAUGCAUAAUAAGGAAGUUGAUGGGCGAAUAAUUGGAGUGAAACCAGCUGAUUCAGGAGGCGGUGGUGGUGGUGGUUUUGCUAGAAGUGGAGGUUAUGGUGGUGGUCGUGGGGGAUAUGGUCGUGGUGGAUUUAGUCGUGGUGGAUUUGGCGGUGGUGGCUUUGGCUUUGUUCGUUAACUGGGCAUCCAGGAAUGUUUAACACCGACGUUGAUUAGUCUGUGGUUUGGUUUUCUCUUCACAAAGACCACUAUUUUGUUAUAAAAAUGUUCUUGAUGUUAGAACAAACCAAGCGGCUAAAGUUAGCAAAAAGAAUAUUUGUUGGUUCAA
Capsella rubella is the source of this 1081-nucleotide messenger RNA. RefSeq names its product glycine-rich RNA-binding protein 6, mitochondrial. The record is from RefSeq and is a predicted model, not a curated record. NCBI's taxonomy places the organism in Eukaryota, Viridiplantae, Streptophyta, Magnoliopsida, Brassicales, Brassicaceae. Gene Ontology annotation, molecular function: RNA binding. The coding region runs from base 440 to 931 and encodes 163 amino acids. The transcript has 6 exons.